Messenger RNA from Odobenus rosmarus divergens (Pacific walrus), 768 nucleotides. It is a transcript of the gene MS4A4A, whose product is annotated as membrane-spanning 4-domains subfamily A member 4A-like. The transcript is spliced from 6 exons. Bases 226 to 768 code for a protein of 180 amino acids. Lineage: Eukaryota; Metazoa; Chordata; Mammalia; Carnivora; Odobenidae. The record is from RefSeq and is a predicted model, not a curated record.
ACAUAAAAAAGGAACCAGCUGUGCAUCUAAGAAAUACUCAGCACUGUCUUUGGGGUUCAGAAAAACUGCAGGAAAGGAAUGCAGAUUUGACCUGAGUGAGGUGUGGAGUGGGGGCCAGUGUAUCUGGACUGAGAGCACUUGCCCAGAGUCUCCGGAGACAUUGCAGUGUGCCCAGAGACACACUGCACACAUUGCAGGCCUGAAGAAAGCUCCUUUUCUACUGCCAUGGCAACCACACAAGGACUAGAAUGGACCACAGGGGCUGGCCCUGGUGUGUACCAGCCAGAGAAGUCUGCUGUUCUACACCCAAAUCUGUGGAAAAGGAUUCCAGAGAAGUUCUUGAAGCGGGAACCUAAAGUCCUCGGGGACUUUAGUCAAUCAGCUAUCAGCUUCUCUGCAAAUGAAGAGUGUAAAGAGAACAUAAAUAUUGUUUCAGGGUCCUUGUCAAUUGUAGCAGGGGCUAAAACUACAAAAGGUCUGAUCAGAAGUAGCCUAGGAUUAAACAUCUCCAGUUCUGUCUUGGCUGCAUUAGGGAUCUUGUUCACUAGUAUAGGUGUUAUGGUGAUCCUGUUAAGUGUGCUAGAGUUCUGCAUUGCUGUGUCCCUCUCUGCCUUUGGAUGCAAUGUAACCUGUUGCCAUCCUGAGGGGGUUGUUUUUUUUAUGCCAUCAAAUCCUCACAUGGCAGAAACUGCAUCUUCUGCACCAUUUGCAGGAGGUUUGAUGCCACCGACAGACCAACAGCAAAAUGUUCCAGAAAAUCCAUCCUGA